AUGAUGGAACAAAAAAAAGGAGCGACUUCCGGCGGGUCGGAUACGCCGGGCCGGCGCGGGGGGGCUGUGGUCCCAGGCACCCCCGUGUCGUCAACAGACGAUGGGCUACACAAAACCGGCGCGCCGGCGGGCACAGCAACCGCCAAGGGAAGGGGGGAGUUUGAGGGGAAGGGAAAAGACAAUGCGGAAGGAGGGUGGAAGAGAAGGAAGCUGGACAGAUACGAGGAAGGCGGAGGGACUCAGGCAUGUGAGGAAUGUGGGGAAGUGGUACGGGAGAAGGCAAGCGAAGAGGAAGAUAGCGGGAGUGAAGAGGAACAAAGCGGAGAGGAAGACAUGGAAGCGGAGUCGGAAGAGGAAGGAAGUGAGGGCUGGCCGGACCCGAUGGACGAGCGCAAGAACCGGGAAUUUGUGCUCGCCCGGGUGGAUUUCGCCCGGGAAAGUGCCAGCCUCAUCGAGGAAUAUACCACAAGGAACAAGAGAAUGAGCAAGACAGAAAAGACGACCAUCAAUGGGCACGGAAAUUACUUGAGGAGCGGAGAGGAAGACAUGGAAGCGGAGUCGGAAGAGGAAGGAAGUGAGGGCUGGCCGGACCCGAUGGACGAGCGCAAGAACCGGGAAUUUGUGCUCGCCCGGGUGGAUUUCGCCCGGGAAAGUGCCAGCCUCAUCGAGGAAUAUACCACAAGGAACAAGAGAAUGAGCAAGACAGAAAGGACGACCAUCAAUGGGCACGGAAAUUACUUGAGGAGGUACUGCGAGGACACCGCGAGGGUCUUUAAAAGUAGAACCGAGGCCUUGGAAAGAAGAAUUGGCGAAUGGGAAGAUUGGUGGGAAAGAAGAAAGGAUGCAAAGGAUAGGAGGAAGGAGGAACUGAAGGAAUGGGAAAGCAAAGGUAUGAAAUGA
This is a messenger RNA of Odontomachus brunneus, 900 nucleotides long. RefSeq names its product cilia- and flagella-associated protein 251-like. The record is from RefSeq and is a predicted model, not a curated record. NCBI's taxonomy places the organism in Eukaryota, Metazoa, Arthropoda, Insecta, Hymenoptera, Formicidae. The coding region runs from base 1 to 900 and encodes 299 amino acids. The transcript is spliced from 2 exons.